UUUUUGUUUUUGUUUUUUUUUUUUAAAGCCCUAACUUACCGGGUCGAACACUCGCUACUCAAGUGCGAAUGCAGGAAGGCCAGUUAUUUCCCUCCCUUUCUCCCGGACGCCGGUUGCCGCCCGCAAUGCAGGCCGGGGCCGGCGGGCGGAACCCUCGGCGCGGGGCCGGUUUCCGUGCGGGCGGCGAAUUGCGCAGCCCCGCCAUGGCGGCGGAGGGAGAGGAUCCGCUGGGCUACUUCGCGGCCUACGGCAGCUCCAGCUCCGACUCGGAGGCCGACGAAGCCUCGGCCGAGGAGCGGCAGACGGGAGCCGGCGCGGCGGCGGGGAGCAGCCCGGGAAGCCGGCCGAAGCUGCCGCCGCCGGACGAGCUCUUCCGAAAGGUGUCCCAGCCGCCCGCCUUCCUCUACAACCCGCUCAACAAGCAGAUCGACUGGGAGAGCCGCGUCCUGCGGGCGCCCGAGGAGCCGCCCAAGGAGUUUAAGGCGUGGAAGACGAACGCCGUGCCGCCGCCGGAGGUGUACAGCCCGCCCGAGAAGAAGCCUCCGCCGGCCCCCGCCGUCGACAUGGCCAUCAAGUGGUCCAACAUUUACGAGGACAACGGCGACGACGCGCCGCGGCCCGCCGGCAGAGCCAGGUUCCUGCCGGAGGAGGAGGAGGAGGAGCAGGCGGUGUCAGAUGAUGAAAAGGAUGAUGAACCAGCUUAUGCUAAGAAACGGAAACUAGACUCUGGGGAGAAGACAAAGAGGAAGAAGGUAUAAGCAGAAUACGCUUGGUUUUAGUGUGAUGAGAAUUUAAAUGAACUUGGAUUCCUCUGGAAUGUGGAACAAAUACAUGUUUACUGAAUUUCUCUCUCCUGUUGGGUAGGGAAUUUUAUUUCAGCAGUAUGCUUGCCUUUUGGAAAGCACAAAACUUAACGGACAGUGUUGUGGUAGAAACUCAUCUGCUAAACAAAGUUUAAACCUGUUAAUUUAAAGAGGUGUCUUAAAACGUUGUGAUGGAGACUUCUGCUCAUGGGUACAGGAUUCACUGGUAUUUUGUUUAUCAAGAAACCUGGUAGCGUGAGCUUUUCUUGACUGAUUUUUUCCAUUGUGUCAAAGCCUUUUAUAAAGGAGCAUAUACUAAAGAUUCUUUGAGUAUUGUACUGUGAUUUGUUUGAAUGAUGCUGUUUUGAAAUUUAUGUAAAGAUAGUCACUGGAAUAAAACUACAUUUCGAAACAUCUGUGAUAUAAAUGUUGCACUGCAUGCCUGUUGAGUGGGCGCAAUUAAUUCUGUACUGUAUGCAUUUCGGUGCUGUAUUUCUGAAGACUCAACAAUCCUCAGGGUUUUGAUUGUAAUAAAUACACAACUGCAAACAGAAAUAUUGACCUAAAAGUGGAGUUUAAUAUUAGAUAAAUCCUGAUAUUGUAUGUUCUACAUCAUAAAACAUGAAGCUAACUGAUAGAGGAAUUGAAGCAUUUGAUGUAUUCUUCCAAAAGCUGAAAGUAGCAGCUAGAUAUGUACAUAAGGAAUAUUAAGAUAAAGCUAUGGCAGAGCCUUUACUGUCAAAUUAUGUUUACUUCAGUGCUAAUGCUAGUUAAGCUUUUCAUAGUAUUUGAGCCAGUGCAUGCUGCAUCUGUGCUAACUGCUGCUUGGAAUUUGGGGUCUGUAAAUAGAAAAAGUAACAAUGGGCUUUGAGGGGAAGGUAAGGGCUGCUCUAGGUUUAUUGUCAGCUGAAGCAUCUCUGCCUUAGAAAUCUGCACUGAGAUCUGCCUACUGAUACAGGUUUAUGUGGUUAAGCAAUCAGUGUGCAUGUCAAUGUUCUACAUUUUCCUUCUGUGUUGAGCUAACUUGAAUUUGGUAGAUUUUAUACCCAUAUGUAUAUUUAAUAUUCAUAUUUUUAAGUGAUCUUUAAGACAUAUUCUUUUAACCUAAGCAUAGAAAAGUGUAUUUGUGGUUAGUGAGUAUAUGCAGCUUCAGUCAUCUACUUCAGGUUGCAAUUGUCAUGAGCUACUGUUUAAGAUCAAAUGGUUUGAGCUCUUUUUACAGAGAAAGGAAUUACAGUUUUCCUGAUGUGUUGAAUUCAGUGUCUCUGAAUGAAAAUGCUCCCUCUGGUCAGUUCUCUGUAUCUUCUGAUAUCUCUGAUAUUGCUGAGAAUUCAGCAGAUGGCUGAAAUUUGAGGGAUUUGACAUGAGGUGUGGGAUUCAAUGGACUGCCUAAUUCAAGACUCACAGCAGUAAGCCUCUCUGCUGCUGAAGUGCUGCUCGAAGUGUGUUACAGCUGAAGGUUAAUGUCACUAGCUCUGGAAAUAGGUUGCAUUCCCACAAUAGCCAUGGCCAAGAAGGCUUUUGUCCUCGUAUUGUGUGCCCUGCCUUUCUGCGAGGCAGCUCAGGAAGUUAGCAUGCUAAUUGCUCCUUUUGUUUUCAGAUAAUACAAUAUACUUGGUGUCCGGUUGUCUUGAAGCUAACAUUGUCAAAUAUUCAGUUUCCAAGGAGAAAAGCAGCAUGUCUAAUCAGAGAGAAGAAUGAUUAAUUGUGUUAUUUAGGCGCUUAGGGAAACCUCAUUGUAAACAAGGACCAUGGCAGCAUCCCUAUUCAGGAUACAUGGCAAAGACAACUAUCUGUCUUCUUAGGACAUCUGAAACAAGAAAGCCCGUCUGAAGUGGAGGCACCCAGAUGAACUGAUUCUGUUGGUGGAUAAGUUUUAUUGGUAGAGGUGGCUUGAGUCUAGGGAAGUUCUAGCAUUGCUGCUCAUGAAGCAGGCAGACCCUACAAAGAAGCCCAGAGUAGAGAGGGGACUGACCUUUCUGUGCUCAGAGACAACAAUAUGUCUGUUUUUUCUGAGUAACUGAGAUUGUCUAAAGGAAAUUUUGUAUCCUCAGUUGUAAAGGGAACUGCAGGCCUUCCAGGCAUGGCUAACCUAAAAGCAAAUUAUGGCUCUGAAAUUCAGAAGAAUGAGAGGCAUUUGGAAGUUCAGUCUGUGGGGCUACAGCCCAGAAAGCUUCCAUUGAGAGCUCUGUUUCUAGUGGCAAGCUUUGAUAGCAUGGUACUUACUGAGCAGUACUGAGCUCUGGAGGGAGAAAAGCAUGGCGUGUGUAUCUGGUACAAAGAGGCUGGUUGGAGCAGCUGGGUUGGGCUGGAUAGAACACCACUGGUAGCCAGGAGAGGAAAAAAAGAAGAGAAAGCUCACUGAUUUUUGUGAGGAUUAGUAAAGUUUUACUCAGAUACUCUACAACGCUUCUAAGAAAAAAUGGUGGUAAACUAAAUUAUAAUCCUCAUCUGGGGUUGGACUUCCAGGUCAAAAUUACAAAUGAAUUAUCAAUGAUACAAAGAACUGUGAGGCUGCAAAGUUACCAGCUGCUGUUCAGGUUCCUCGAAGAUGUCCGUAUUCCAGGGAGGAUGUCACAGCCUUGUGAUUAUAGGAGUGCAUCCAACACGUGCAGUGGAAAAAGAGGCUCUUCUCAGUGCUCUUUUUGGACGAGUAGGAGUGAUGCUGAUUCCCAAAGCAGGAUGAAAAUGGUAAUGAUGUAGUGCUUAAAAAAAGGAGAUGAGGUAAGUGUGAAGAAAUGAGCAAUAAGAAGCUUUUCUAGUUUAUUUCAGAAGCUGAAGAGAAAAGAUGAGAAGCUGAAGGGCAAAGUGAGGUUUGGGCUGCUAAUAGAGAAAAUUUGCCUCCUCUGUGCAAUGGGAUCUGGGAAAUGCAUGAGUGAGUGCUUACUGAACUUAAACUGAUAGCUCAGCUCAAAAAUGUCUGCCUAGAGAACAGUUUGUCCUGGAUUGUCUUUCAAGAGGAAACAGUGACAGGGAACAUACACCUCCACUUACACAUGUGGAAUAUUGGCUUUGAAAAUCAGCCUGUUACUAACUCAGCACUUGCACUGUUUUUAUGAUGAAUCAAAUGUAAUGAUGAUCAUUAUGUGUAAUGGGGGUUAAAAAAAAAAA
This is a messenger RNA of Lagopus muta (rock ptarmigan), 3914 nucleotides long. It is a transcript of the gene C5H1orf52, whose product is annotated as chromosome 5 C1orf52 homolog. Lineage: Eukaryota; Metazoa; Chordata; Aves; Galliformes; Phasianidae. Bases 69 to 758 code for a protein of 229 amino acids. The record is from RefSeq and is a predicted model, not a curated record. The transcript is spliced from 4 exons.